AUGAAGUUCUCUACUGCAAUCCUUGGUAGCGCCCUUGUCGCCAGCGCUCUUGCUGCUCCUUUGACCGAGAAGCGUGCCGCUCGCCGUGCCGCUCGCUCCGCCGCUAAGCGCCAGAGCAACCCUCCCUUCAAGCCCGGCACCACCGAGGCCAUCGAUCUCUCGAACACCUCCGAGGUCGAGUACAGCUCCAACUGGGCUGGUGCCGUCCUCAUCGGUACUGGCUACACUGCCGUCACUGCUGAGUUCACCGUUCCCACUCCCAGUGUUCCCAGCGGUGGCUCCAGCCGUGAGCAGUACUGUGCCUCCGCCUGGGUCGGCAUUGACGGUGACACCUGCGACACUGCUAUCCUGCAGACCGGUGUCGACUUCUGUAUCGAGGGUAGCACCACUUCUUUUGAUGCCUGGUACGAGUGGUACCCCGACUAUGCCUACGACUUUGACCUCACUGUCGCUGCUGGUGAUGUGAUCAAGAUCACCGUUGACGCCACCUCCAAGACCGCCGGUACCGCCACCGUUGACAACGUUACCACUGGCAAGUCUGUUACCCACACCUUCACCGGUGGUGUUGACGGUGACCUGUGCGAGUACAAUGCCGAGUGGAUUGUCGAGGACUUCGAGGAGGAUGACUCUCUUGUUCCCUUCGCCGACUUUGGCACUGUCACCUUCUCCAGCGCCUCUGCCACCGAUGGCAGCUCCUCCGUUGGUCCCGAGGAUGCCACCAUCAUUGACAUUGAGAGCGGUAACUCUGUCCUCACUUCCGUCUCCGUCACCGACAGCACUGUCGUUGUCAAGUACGUUUAA
Molecule: messenger RNA, 801 nt
Organism: Penicillium pulvis
Lineage: Eukaryota; Fungi; Ascomycota; Eurotiomycetes; Eurotiales; Aspergillaceae
Product: A4/G1 family peptidase
Exons: 1
Coding region: 1-801 (266 amino acids)
Biological process (GO): proteolysis
Molecular function (GO): glutamic-type endopeptidase activity
Source: RefSeq, a predicted model, not a curated record